Messenger RNA from Lolium rigidum, 2479 nucleotides. Its product is annotated as putative F-box protein At1g50870. NCBI's taxonomy places the organism in Eukaryota, Viridiplantae, Streptophyta, Magnoliopsida, Poales, Poaceae. The record is from RefSeq and is a predicted model, not a curated record. Gene Ontology annotation, molecular function: protein binding. The coding region runs from base 1013 to 2341 and encodes 442 amino acids. The transcript has a single exon.
UUACAUGGUGAUUUGAUGAACUUAUCAUGCCCCAAAGUCAUAUUCUUUCGCAAUUUGUUUAGUAACCUGCAUUCCUUUUUGAUGCUGCAUAUGGAAAUGCAUGCUAAGACUUCACUACAUGCCUUUUGGUUAGCUCCAACUUGCAGAAAAAUUUCAUGUCCAUUUAUGUUGAAUCCAUCAUUAAUCUAGAAAUGGGCAUAACAACUUUAUGAUCUCGGCAAAAAACUUCAUGGUGUUAGCUUAUAGUUGUGUUUAUAUUAUCUGAUAGGAAAAUAGUCGCUUCAACUAUUUAAUUUUUCCCCAUAUGACAUAACCAACUAUUUUCUAUUACUGACACUAUUGUUUGUUUACUGGUAUGCGGGGUUGUUUUACUAUAAUCUGCACCAUGAUCACCACCUUUCUUUGAUCUUCUUUUUCUUCAGAAAUAGGGCCUGAGGAAACUAGAUCAUCUAUAUAACAAUCAUGAUGUCAAAUUCUGAUAUCUUUCAUGCUGCAUGCAAAUGAAACUUGAUGAAUUGAUUAUAAUCAACUCUAAUGGCAAAAUUAGUUGUUUUAGGAUUGUUUGUUGUAGAAAAAUGUCCACCGCACUAAUGUCGCACUGUGAGCAGUAGAUGCCUAUCAGAGUUUGAACUCCUCACAGAACUGAAGGUGAAACUAGGUUUUGGGUUCUGUUGGGUAGACGAUGAGGGUAGAGGGAAGAUGGUGUCGUUGCGGCAUUGCCACCUCAUUAUUUACGAUAGGUGAGACGAACACAAGAUUAGCAGUGUUGGAGAAGAUGAGCAAACUACGUUAAGUGGAGCUUGUCAACUGUUGUGCACAGUGAGACCUCGAUAACAAAUCCGGGGGGAUGAGACAGGAGGAAGAUACUUGUCGGUUGGGAUUGAGAAGGAGAUUCAUAGUGAUGCGAGUAAGAACAAGGUUGUCUUUCGAGAGGGUAAAAGUAGGCUGAAUUCACACACCAGAAGGGCAACAUUUACAUAUUUUCUUAUUAUUUAAUAUAUACUAUCCUGGCAUGUUUGCUAGUAUAUAUACUGGUAGGAACCAUGUCCAGUUACUAAUCUUUUUGUAUAUUCUGUCUUUUGCCAUGGACUUGAAGGUUUGCAAGAUGGGGAAGACAACAAAGUCACCUCCUGCGGCCGAGCUUCUCGACGAGCUUGUUUUUGAGAUCCUCCUCCGGCUGCCCGUCAAGUCCCUCCUGCGGUUCAAGUGUGUGAGCAAGGUGUGGCAUGCAAUCAUCUCCGACCCCUUCUUCAUCCGUGCGCACCUCCGGCAAUCUGCCUCCAGAUGGAGGAAGGACCCUUCACUGCUUGUCACCCCUCACGCUUUGAACUACGUCAUCGAGGACGAGGCUUGGCCGACCACCUUCUCCAACGAGAUCCGAUUCUAUCAGUGGCCGCAACAGCCCUCCUCCUCAGAGGAGGAGGAGCCCCAAGAGGCGAGGCUCCUCAUGCACGGCGGCAACUUCCUCGGCGAGUUCAACUCCGUGUGCUCCUUCGCGCACUGCGACGGCCUGGUGGUCGCCCCCACCAACACUAACGUCUAUCUCUUCAACCCGGCGACCAGGCACACCAUGACGCUGCCGUACAGCAGGCGCAACAAGAUGCACCGGUACCAGGUCUGCCUCCCCGUAGGCCUCGGCCGGGACCCUCGCACCGGCUGCCACAAGGUGGUCCGGGCCUUCUACCGCUCCAGGGAUCCUAGCACUGGCAUCUACGCCAUGGGGAUGGAGGUCUUCACCGUCGGCGAUGCUUCCGCUUCCUGGAGGGAAACCACGGCCGAUCCGCCGUACCCUGUCGCGGAUUGGAUCACGGCCGUGUUCGCCAAUGGGGCCCUGUUCUGGGUCAUCGAGAAGCGUGGUCUCGAUCCGAGCCUGCACAGCCUCCUCCGCCUCAGCCUGGACGACGAGACCUUCAGCGUCACGCGCCUGCCUGACUCGCUGGACCCUGCGCUUGUCGAGUCCUACUCCUUCAUGCUGGACGAGAUGCACGGCGAGCUAUGCCUGACCGCCUUCAGCAGCAGCAAGCCGGCCGAGCAGCAGCCCCUCAAGAUCUGGACGCUGGUGGAAGAAGACGGGCGAUGGGAGCACCGCUACUCCCUCACCAUUUCGGGGCUGGUGCACCCGAUGGCUCUUCUCCCCGGCGGCGGCGCCAUGAUUGUACAGCGGUCACAGUACAUCUGCCGAUACGAUCUGCAGACGCAUGAGCUGGACACCGUGUGCGAGCUGGAUCGCCAGAGGUACAAGAGCACGGGCACGUUCAAGGCUGCUGCUAGGCGGGAAAUCGUUUACUUCAAUGUAAUACCAUACACUGAGAGCCUGGUCCGAAUUACUGCUGCUGCUUAGCAGAGUUAAGGCCACUAAUCAAACCGCACUUGCGCAAUUCUAUUCAUUCGUUGUUCUGGCUCUUGUUGUGGUGUUGAAGUGUAUGUGUUUUGACUCUCUCAAAGAAGAUAUAAAAGAGCUAUUCUGGAGCAUGUUUCA